Miscanthus lutarioriparius is the source of this 1908-nucleotide messenger RNA. The record is from the annotation of a GenBank genome assembly. NCBI's taxonomy places the organism in Eukaryota, Viridiplantae, Streptophyta, Magnoliopsida, Poales, Poaceae.
AUGCCAGCUGCCGCGACCGACGGGGCCUCCGCACUCCAUGUGGUGGCGGCCAGUGGGGACCGCCAGGGGUACCUGGACCUGGCACGGCUCAUCUGCCGCAAGGCCCCCGAGCUGCUGCUCGCGUGCGACGGCAACGGAGACACGCCGCUGCACUGCGCCGUGCGCGCGGGCAACGCUGAGAUGGCCUCCCUCUUGAUCCAGCAGGCCAACGGCUGCGACGAGAGGAAGACGAUGCUGAGGAUGACGAACAAGCGCGGGGAGACGGCCCUGCACGAGGCGGUCCGCUUUGGCCGCAAGACGGGUCUGUGCAUGGUCAAGGCGUUCAUGUACCACGACAAGGAGCUGGCCCGUGUGGUUGCCAGGGACGGCACUUCGCCGUUGUACCUGGCCGUGUCGCUGCAUCACAGCUCUAUUGCUUUUGAGCUGAUUUCUCACGACCAGGAGCUGUCCUACUCGGGCCCACUUGGACAGAAUGCCUUACAUCCGGCUGUCCUCCACAGCAAAAAGAUGACACAAGCGCUACUUAAAUUGAACAUGGAGCUGACCAAACAACAGGACCUCUCUGGAAGCACACCGACGCAUUUCGCAGCGUCAGCUGAUGAUCCUUCCCUCGAAUUCUUCCUCUACGUCUUCAUGGAGAGGACCCUGGAAUUCUACUCCUUGGGCAUCUACUUUGCGCCGGCGAAUUGGCUAACCAGAUUCUACAGUUACCUGAACCUUCCCCUCUACCAGCUGGUGCAUGCCGAUCCGUCGUCGGCGUUCCAGCGUGACAACGAUGGGCUGUUCCCGGUUCACGUCGCUGCCUCGGCGGGCAACCUUGUCGCCGUCAUCAUCUUGCUCAUACGGUGCCCUGGCUGCAGCGGGCUGCGCGACUCUCUGGGAAGGACGUUCCUUCAUGUCGCUGUGGAGAAGAGGAGCCACAACAUCGUCAAGUUUGUGCGCAUGAGACCUGAGUUCAACUCGAUCCUGAAUAUACAGGACAGCCGAGGGAACACUGCUCUGCAUCUUGCUAUCCUUGAAGGACAUCUGUGCAUAUUCCAGACUCUGAUGAUGAACCCACAUGUUCGCCUCAACUUGCCCAAUCAUGACGGGAAAACCCCCAUGGAUCUUGCCGAGAGCAGAGCUCCACCAGGAUUCUAUUUCGGCAUGCAUGCACAGCGUAGGAUUCUUGGCACGCUGACUUUUGUAAAUGCUCAGAAUGGGAACAGUCGCCGCGAUCGUUUCAAAGAAAAGCACGUCCCGAAGCUAGACAAGGCCGAAGAGUCAAAGAAGAUAACGGAGUUUGCACAGAUCGUCGGCAUCUGCACGGUGCUUGUCGCGACGGCGACAUUCGCGGUAGUCUUCCAAUUGCCCGGUGGAGUGAGGACUGAUGGCAACGGCACUAGCUCGUCUCCAUCUCCAUCUCCUCCAUCUCCAGGUUACCCCAUCGGAACACCGAUACUGGCCGGGAAAUAUGCUUUCGACGGUUUUAUUCUCGCCAACACAUUAGCUUUCAGCUGCUCCGCUAUAGCCACCUUCAGCCUCGUCUACUGCGGGAUGGCCGCAGUCGACAUAGAGAAGCGGAUCAAGCUGGUGUCCAUCUCGAUCGCAUUGCUCAACGGCGCGGCGAGGAGCUUCUGCGCCGCCUUCGCCUUUGCGCUCUACCUGCUGCUUUCUCCCGUGGAGCCGGCAACCGCCAUUGCCACGGCCACGAUGACGGCGCUUGUGUUGCUCGACGCAGUCCGCUUCUUGUGGCUGCUGUUCAUUGACACGGUGAUCGUGCUAGGGAGAGGGAGAGGGAGAGGCGCCGCGCCACUGCUCAAGUUAACAACUGCAUUCAUUGUCAACAUGGUCUAUCUCUUCUGGCCCUACAUCAUAAUCUUUAGCCUACUGGGAGGUCACAACAAAAGCGCGUUGCACUCCAGGUGA